CUCGCGUUCACGGCCCAAAGCUCCCUUGUCCCAUCUGUGCAUCGGGCUUGCGUCCAGGCCAGACUUUAUCCAAGUCUCUUCUUCUUACCACCACCUUGUUUCUCUGUUUUCUUCUCCAUCGCAUUACUGUCGCCUUCUUCUGCUUUCUUUAUGCUCUCCAUACUCAUUUAAAUCGUGGUUCUGCGCGCUGUAUCACUAUCUACUGACAUUUUGGCUGUGUCUCUGACACACCAUCCAGUUCACUGUUUCACCUUACACCUUGAUUUCGUCUCGACAUGUCUACACUAGCCGCCGCCAAUAAUUUGUUCCAUGUUCACGACAACCCCGCUGAUCCGUCUUCAAAGCCAUCUUCUCCAUCUUCGCCUACAUCUUCAUUUCAGGUCCAACAGUCGGUUCCUCGGUCUUUCAUGACCACAGUAAGAGGACAGAGCUCUCCGUUUCCCUCCACGCCGACUUCGAGCCACUCAAGCGCUGCCAUGGAACCUCCGCCAGGUGUCACCUACUGUGACUAUAUCCGUAUGUGGACCGAUGCCCAUGUUGCACGCUGGCUUGCGGAUAUUAAAUGUGGCAGCCAUGCCGCCACUUUCAAGGCAAAUGAUAUCCGAGGUGACAUUCUUCUUGAAUUGGAUCAGACAACACUUCAAGAAAUGGGAGUGGGCAGUAUUGGGGAUAGGUUCCGGAUCCUGCAUGCUGUGAAGGCUUUAAGGCAGAAAGCCUCGUCGAAGCCCGUUACUUCUCCUGUCCUGGAGAUCAACAGAUCGCGGUUGGUAACCAGUCUUGAGGAUUCCAUGACAAUUGCUAUGCCGUCAGAUCAAAGCGUCUCUUCAUUGACUGCACGCAGGCUGGAGAGUGGCAGACCCGCGCCUCUGUUACUGGGCUCUAACCCCAAUAGAAACGAUUUGCCUCGACUAAUCCGCGACCAGCAAGCACCAGAUUCGGCGAAAGCCAAUGUUCCUCCAGCUCAUGCUAUACGUCCACUUCCCCAGCCUAUCGCAGGUUCGUCUAGCAGUGCCCAUCCCGGUUCUACUAGGUCUGGAUUGCCCCCGCUUCCCCCUCCUCCCCGUGGGCAACCCCCUUUGCCACCUCCCGGACGUCCUCCCGUCCGUGGACAUUUCCAAACUUCACAAUCAAAUGGUCGGCGGACGCCAACCCAGACUGAUCAUGUACCCAUGUACACAACACAAGCGCUACCUCCUGCUCCCUCAAACCAAGCCCUUCUAACACCUUCACCGGCUUCGAACUGGUCUGGCUAUCACCUUCCAGCCGAUCCACGUCCUGGAAACCCGGGGGGUGCUAAGACACCGCAAGCCAUUCCACGUUCAACAUCACCACUUCCUCGUGCCGGAGGUCGUGGUACUAAUGCAUCUAAUCCAGUUCAUGGCAGGAAUGGGUCGAUAGGUCUCAACUCUCCAGUCUCAUCUAGUCCCGCUACCAAGCAACUAAGGUUAGGUGGAGGAUCGGCACACCCAUAUGCCACAAGCCAGGCUGCUGCGUCAGGAUCAAAUCCCUCCCAAGCUGCAAACCUCUCACCUAUAGCCGAAGGGUUCGGAGCAACAGGUACUUCACCUCCCACCUAUGCAGUUGGGCGUGGACCGUUUAACCCGAGCACACCUUCACACACAAAUGCGCCGUCCUUAGAUGAUUUGAGACGGAAGUUGGUCAAAAUCGCCCUUCCUGAUGAGGGUCUCACGUAUACCAUUGACGUCGAUAACUGCGCAGGUGGUGUUGAAGUUCUUGAGAAGGUACUGAAGAAAUUUGGCAAGCGUGGAGCGCGUCAUUCAGACUCGGAGGGUGUGGACAGUAUGCACACGGAAGACGGCGGGCUUAGUGUUGAUGGCUGGGGCGCGUAUCGGGAUGAUGGAACUGGGCCAUUGGAUGAGGCUGCACUGCUCUCUUAUUGCCAUGCCUCGCUUGAUCAUCCAGCCAGAGACAAGCCCUUAUCAUUGCGGAAGAUUGCAAAGGCUCGUCGCGAGGAUCGGAAUAGUCCGCCUUCUCCACCCCAUGGUCGUUUCCCUGGAGGUCAAACAUCUAAGAGUACGAAGCGAGCCAGCUCCAUCAGUAUACUCAGUGGUUUAGGUGUCCGCGAUCCUGAAAAGGCUCUGGAGCCACCUUCUCCUACGCAUUCUGGUUCCGGCAGGUCGAGUCCUGCCACUACUCAUAGCGCAAAGCGACCAUCCAAGUUGCGAAAUUUCUUCGGACAAAGACCUCCGAGUGAACUUAUUACGACUCACUUAACGGAAUAUUUCCCCUUCACAGAGAAGAAGGUCCUUGAGCGCACGGCGAGACACAGCAUGAUGCGAGCAGGCACGACGCGGGAUAGCGCCUCUUCUUAUAAUCCACCGUUGCCUUCUAGAUUUAGCAGCAGUACCCUUGCGUCUCUUCCACGAACCUCGGUAUCGACUUCCCGUACUUCUUUGUCGUCUAAUGCCGCCCCGCCUUUACCCGAAAAGCCCUUUUCUGAUAGUGGUAAUACAACACCGGCUGAAGACAUUCCUCGUGUAUCUCUUUCCACUGAAGACGGUCGUUCCGUAAAUCUUCAUGAUACUGCGGACAGCGCAAAUAAUCAUCCGGAACUUCUUCCCCCCAUCCCGUUCCCAACAGAAUCGUUCUCGGAAUCUCUGGAAAGCCUGACUGGGGCCAACCGUCGUAUGUCUAGAGCAUUGUCUACGGCGUCGCGAGCUUCUCGUCGGUUGAGUUACAUGACCGAACUCCGAAGUAAGAAAGACCGUUCUGAUACCGCAAGUCUCAUGACGGUGGAUGAGAUCACAAAGGAAGUCGAAAGUCGGAGAAGAAAUACAGGCGUUUUCGAUAGAAGCUCAGAGGAACCUGACGGUUGGACUCAGGUUGAAAAUGAGGAUGGCGCCGAUGAGAACGAUGAAGAACCUGAUGAAGAGGAGUACACGGAUAGUGAAGAAGACGGUGUCGUGUCUGGUCCAGAAAGUCCUACCUUGGAUGAGGAUGAUGACCACAUCACAGGUGUGGCGAUGCGCAAAGCAAACAAAUGGAUUAAGGGUGCGCUCAUCGGUGCGGGAUCCUUUGGGAAGGUCUAUUUAGGAAUGGACGCCUCGAAUGGUCUUCUUAUGGCAGUCAAGCAAGUGGAGCUGCCGACUGGUUCGGCUCCUAAUGAGGAACGCAAGAAGAAUAUGCUGAGUGCCCUGGAACACGAAAUAGAACUGCUUCAAGAUUUACAGCACGAAAAUAUAGUGCAAUACCUCUACUCAUCACUUGAAGAUGACUGCCUCAACAUUUUUUUGGAGUAUGUACCGGGAGGAUCAGUCACUGCACUGUUGCGCAAUUAUGGCGCCUUCGAAGAGCCUUUAGUCAAGAACUUUGUCCGCCAAAUUCUACAGGGUCUCAGUUAUCUGCAUGAGCGUGAUAUCAUUCAUCGUGACAUCAAAGGUGCCAAUAUCCUUGUUGAUAAUAAGGGAGGCGUCAAGAUAUCAGACUUUGGCAUAUCUAAGAAAGUUGACGUCCAAGUGCUUGCUGGUAACAAUCGCGUUCAUCGACCAUCGCUGCAAGGAUCAGUAUUUUGGAUGGCACCUGAAGUUGUCAAGCAAAGUGGGCAUACACAGAAGGCUGAUAUUUGGAGCGUGGGUUGUCUCGUUGUCGAAAUGCUCACUGGCGAGCACCCAUGGGCACAACUCACCCAAAUGCAGGCUAUAUUCAAGAUUGGAUCGUCAGCGAGGCCGGCUAUUCCCUCUGACAUAUCUUCAGAAGCUCAAGACUUCUUGACGGAGGCUUUUGAGAUAGAUCAUAAAGCAAGGCCGGCUGCGGCUGAGCUCUUGAAACACCCUUGGAUAAACGCAACGUGAUACUUUCUGUGCUGAUAUCUUCGAACUUUUUCCCCCUUUGGUAGCUUAUUCUUAGGAACAUUUUUUGCGUUUUUACUUAUAUACUUUAUUUUUGUUCACCUAUGCUAUCUUCGCUGUACUCGGGUAGAAAGGAAAUCACUGUAUGAUAACACAUAUAUCCUGACAGAUAUAGAAGACCUCAAUCUUCUGCCUUACGCU
Guyanagaster necrorhizus is the source of this 4010-nucleotide messenger RNA. RefSeq names its product Pkinase-domain-containing protein. Gene Ontology annotation, molecular function: protein kinase activity; protein binding; ATP binding. The coding region runs from base 276 to 3812 and encodes 1178 amino acids. The record is from RefSeq and is a predicted model, not a curated record. The transcript has 7 exons. Gene Ontology annotation, biological process: protein phosphorylation. NCBI's taxonomy places the organism in Eukaryota, Fungi, Basidiomycota, Agaricomycetes, Agaricales, Physalacriaceae.